Messenger RNA from Rotaria sp. Silwood1, 1287 nucleotides. Lineage: Eukaryota; Metazoa; Rotifera; Eurotatoria; Philodinida; Philodinidae. The record is from the annotation of a GenBank genome assembly.
AUGUGGCAUUCUUCUAAUAAACGAACUCCAUACGUUUUCUUUUCUAUUCUAGCAAUUAUCGUUAUUUAUCUGAUUGUGCGAUACUAUAGACAAGAAUCAUAUCCAUCCUAUGCUAAAUUACGUAAGAAUUCUAUUCGUAUCUUUACGAAUACUAUCAGCAUUUCAUCUUCUUCUCCGCUAGCAAAAGUACAAAAUAAAACUGCUGUUGUACAUGUAGCAGUUGUUCUCGCUUUAGCUAAAGAAACCAGUCAUAUUGCUGAAUUUCAUUUAUUAUAUGAAUCAUGGCGCUUUAUUCAGAACUUCUGGCCACUCUCACGACAAGUUUCCAUUGAUUUGAUUGUAUUUUGUGAACAACCAAGUUGUCAUCAAUUACCAUCGGCUUGUUUACCUCUUUCCUACAAAACGAAAUUAGAUAUCAUAGCGACUUGUUUUUAUGAAAUAUUAAAUCCGAAGAUAGUCGAAGAAUGGAGUGAUUAUCUCUAUAUGACAUCAAUUGCCUUCAUAUUAACUGAAGAAUAUCGACGAGCAACUAUCGAUUACCAUUGGAUCUUGAGAGUGAAUCAAGAUGCUGUGUUAAGUCCCGGUUUGCUAAUGGGUUUAAUUGGGAAGCAUCCAACAAAAUUGCUUCCUAUGCAAUUUGGAGGGAUCGGUCAUGGAACCGAAUUUACACAUGAUCGACUACGAAAGAUUGCAAAGAAACUCGGCUACAACCAUUCAAGUAUACAUAAUCUAUGUUCGACAUGGUUAGUCAAUCCACAUGACUCGGUGAAAAUUGCAAAUCUGACAACAAUCAUAGGCAAACAUUUUUUAAUAAAUGAAUUUGGACAUCAGGUUCCAGGCAUCGAAGACUUAUCUGAUAAUGGUGAAUGGCCCAAAUGGUGGCGAGAUAUCACAUCAUUGUAUGCUGCUGAGAUCGCUAUCAAUCAUAUUUAUUCAUCAACCCUUGGCCAUCAACAUGAAUCCAAUGCUCUAGAUCAUCCAUCUUUUUCAAAAGAUUCUGUAUGGAAUGUUUGGCAUAUUCAUUGUUUACAUAAUGACGAUUAUUUUUCCAAAUUCAAACAUCGAGACGAAUUACAAGAAUUUCUAAAACAUUCACAAGAAGAUCGAAUCAAAGAAAUUGUCAAUACCAGUUCUAGAGAUAUGCUUCUAUUUGAAGUUUUGAAUGAAUAUGAAAAGAUGCAAACGAACGAUGGUAUACCAAAUGGUAAAACAACAGUUCGUGAUUAUGUCAGAGCCUUGGCAUGGAGAAAAGCUUAUUCAGCUGUUGGUGCUAUUAAUUUGAACUAG